CUGGUAAAGUUACCUUCUUUUAACAGGGGAUGUUCUCUCUCUCUCUCUCUCUUCAUCAGUAAUUCACCAGCUGAGCUCAUUCAUCAUUUAACUUGAAAGCCUGCUGGAAACGCUUCCACCGGAGCUUCUGCUGCUGAUAACCGACAAACAUGUUCUUCAGACGGGCAUGGCAGAGAGUCUGGCCGCUGGCACGGAGGGCUUUCAAACCGGCAUCCACAAACAGGACUCCGGUGCGACACAUGGCCUUUGGGAUCCCUGGAGGCUCCAACAACAUGACAUAUUUUGUUUUGGGUGGAGGAGGUCUCACUGCUGCAGCCGUCUAUGCCUACAAGUCAGUCAACGGUGAUACUGAGGACAAACCCGCCAACGUGAGCUCAACAGCAAAAGCUGCAGCUCCUGCAGCCGAAGCGGCACCAGAGGCAGCAGCUCCUGCAGCUGAACCUGCUCCAGUGGAGGAAGCUGCACCGGCCGUCGAGGUCGCUGUGGAGCCUGUCGCUGCUGCUGUAGAAUCGGUAGCAGAAACCGCUGCCGAACCUGUCGCCGAGGCUGCAUCUGAAGAAGCUGCUGCCUUGGCUGUCGAGGCAGUUGUCGCCGAGCCUGCAGCUGAACCUGCAGCUACAGAAGAAGCUGCUGCUCCUGCGGCAGACAUGGAAGCUGCACCUGAAGCCGCUGUGGAAGUCGCUGCCACUGUGGAAGUCGUUGCCGCCAUGGAGGCACCAGCAGAAGCCCCAGCAGCAGAAAGCACUGGUACGGCAGCAGUAGAUGAAGUCCCUCCUGCUCCCCCUGCUGAGGCAGAAACUGCCCCCGAGGCUGAGGCUGCCCCUGCUGCAGAGGUGGCUGCAUAAAGCUGUGAUGUGGCUCAGUCGUGUUCACCCAGAGAGGAAGGAUAGAAGUUAGAUGUGCUGCGUUCCACCUCCCUGGCCUCAGGAAAAAGGACUCAUGAACCCCAUUUUUAUAAUGAAAAGGAAAAACAACUUUUAGUGGAAAAAUCAACAUUUACUGUUGGUCAGAAAACACCAGUCAGGGGUUCAUCAGUCCAGUUUUCAGGUGCCUUCCUUCCCUCACCGCUCUCCAACCUUCACGUCCAAACCACAACAUCUGGCAUCAGUGUUUGUGGUUGGAUUCAGUUUGGUAAAUUCUGUUCCUCUAGGAAUUCUCAUCAGCAGACCAGAGCAAAUCCAAAUUACAGUUUAGCGACUGUGCAGCAAACAGAGGAGUGUUUAAACUAGGUGAUGUAAGGGACAGAACUGAGUUGAUAACUAAUGUUCUCUGUAAAAUUACACUUUAAGUGCCCUUAAAACAGCACAGUGCUGCACGUUGUUCCUUUGCUUGUCUAAAAAUGUGUGAAUGUUGAACGAAUGCAGCUCAUUUGUAGAUGUUCAGCUUUGUUUCUGUCACAUUUACACUCUGCCUCACUGUGAUGUGGCAUAAAAUCAGUGAGCUCCUUCUUGUCUGUUGUUCUGGACCUUUGAAAUCCUUUUUGCACAAAUCUUCUCAGAGUGAAACGUACGUAAAAUGUCCUUCUAUGCUUCUUUGUACUCACUAAUAUUUGCUUUUCACACAGAUAUUUUUAUCUCCAUUUUUGCCAUCUAUCCAUGUUCUCAGCCUGCACCCAGUUUAUACAACUGAUCCAUGUUUCAGUGUUGACUUUUCUAGAAAAUUCUAAGCCAUUUUUUUUCUAAAGCUCUUUUUGUGUGUGUGCUAAAAGAAGCUUCUCUUUUCUCUAACUGUGAAUCUUUCAGGGAACAAUACAGAAAAUUCACUCACCUCUGUGUGUGGGCAUUGGAAGUUUAGUGCAUUAUGAUGAAUACAAUUAAGCAUUCAAAGAAUAAAACAUCACUGGAUGAUGAGCAAGUUUGAAGUGUUUCAAUAAAGACAACGUUCUGAUGGUCCA
This is a messenger RNA of Acanthochromis polyacanthus (spiny chromis), 1894 nucleotides long. RefSeq names its product transcriptional regulatory protein AlgP-like. NCBI's taxonomy places the organism in Eukaryota, Metazoa, Chordata, Actinopteri, Pomacentridae. The transcript is spliced from 4 exons. The record is from RefSeq and is a predicted model, not a curated record. Bases 150 to 845 code for a protein of 231 amino acids.